AGUGAAAGAGGUUGUUAUUUUAGGGUUAGACUGUGAAGAGUUGAAUAUCUUUGCUUUGCCUUAAGAUAGCAAACUAUCCUUGAAUUAAAAUGAAAUUGGUUUCCAAUAAAAACAAUACUGCAGCACUGAAAAUUUCAAUAGCUGCUGAAUUUGGUCUUAAACAGUUGGAUAUUGACUUUGUUGAAAAGCCUCUUUCAGAAGGUUGUAUAAAAAGACUACCUUUAUUAGAGGUAUCACCUGGUGACAUAUUGUUUUCAACGAAUGCUGCUUCUUAUUUUCUCUACCCUCCUCCUGAAAGGUUAGAAGUAGCAGUUGACAACUGGCUUGACUGGGAAGCUGUGCACUUACAACCUUCUAUACUUCGUUGUAUUGACUCCAAAGGACUAUUUACUGAACCUCUUCAAUCCCAUCUAACUCUGCUUGACAAUGCUCUUAAAAAGUCCAAGUGUUUAGUCAAGGAUGAAGUAUCUGUGGCCGAUAUUGUUAUCUGGAGCACUACAUUCCCUUUGUUCACUGAAGAGAAGUUUAAACCUCAACUCAUUGACUUAAAGGCACUUGGGGAGUGGUUUUCCACAAUCCAAAAACUUGCACAGGUUCAGGCAAGUUUGGACAAAUUGAAGCCUGAGGGAGGAAUGGUUUCACUCCAAAGUAUUUCUUGUACCACUUGGUAUCCAUCAAGUCAGCCUAUCUUUUCAUCUGUCUCUGAGAUUUCCAAUAAAGAACCGCCCGUGAAGGAAUCAGAAUUAGAAGAGGUGAAACAGUACUGGAACGCGAAAGUGGGAGAGAGACCUAAACCGAAGCCAGUUGUAGUCCCUGUACUUCCGAAGGCUGGAGAGAAAAAUGUACUGGUGACGUCAGCACUGCCUUAUGUUAACAAUGUUCCUCAUCUCGGAAACAUCAUUGGUUGUGUUCUUUCAGCUGAUGUUUUUGCAAGGUACAGCCGCUUGCGUAAUUGGAACACUCUGUACAUCAGUGGUACAGAUGAAUAUGGCACUGCCACGGAAACAAAGGCUUUGGAGGAAAAACUCACACCUCGACAGAUCUGCGACAAGUACUUUGAAAUCCACCGAGACAUCUACGCUUGGUUCAACAUUCAGUUUGACUUGUUCGGUGCUCGCACCACCACUCCUCAGCAGACAGAGAUAGUUCAAGAUCUGUUUCUGGGCUGCCACAAGAACGGUUUCACAACCACCCAGUACAUGGACCAGCUUUUAUGUAAAAAUUGUGAUAGGUUUCUGGCUGACCGGUUCGUGGAGGGCACCUGUCCCAAGUGUGGGUAUGAGGACGCAAGAGGUGAUCAGUGCGAUAAGUGUGGCCAACUGAUCAACGCUACAGAACUGAUCAAGCCUCGUUGUAAAGUGUGUAGUAAAACGCCGGUUGUACAACAGUCUCAGCAGAUAUUCCUGGACCUCCCUAAGAUAGCUCCUAGAUUGCAAACCUGGGUGAAUCAAACUUCCUCUGGAUGGACCCAGAAUGCUGAAAUGAUAACCAAGUCCUGGCUGAAGGAAGGACUGAAGCCUCGGUGCAUCACCAGAGACCUCAAGUGGGGAAUACCAGUACCUCUGGCAGGAUUUGAGCAAAAGGUGUUCUACGUGUGGUUUGAUGCUCCGAUAGGCUACAUCAGUAUGACCAAGUGCUAUACAGAUCAGUGGAAGCAGUGGUGGCAGCCUAACCCUCAGGUUGAGGUGGAGUACUCCAUGUUCAUGGCCAAGGACAAUGUUCCCUUCCACAGCAUCAUGUUUCCUGCCACCCUCAUGUCCGUGGACAGAGGGUACACCAAUGUUCGACACGUUUGUGCAACAGAGUACCUGAACUAUGAAGAUGGCAAGUUCUCUAAGUCUAGAGGGGUGGGAGUGUUCGGCAAUGAUGCCAGAGACACGGGCAUACCGGCCGAUGUUUUCCGGUUCUACUUGUUGUACGUGAGACCCGAGAGUCAGGACUCAUCCUUCUCUUGGCUGGACCUGGCCACCAAGAACAACUCCGAGCUUCUCAAUAACUUGGGUAAUUUCGUCAACAGAGCUCUUACGUUUUGUGAGAAGUUCUUUGAGAGCAAAGUGCCGGAAAUGGUGAUGACAGAUGAGGAGUGGACUCUUCUGGCACUCGUGACUCGUGAGGUGAGGGCCUAUAACCGAGCAAUGGACCGUACUCGCUUCCGGGAGGGUAUGAUGAGCAUUAUGACCGUUGCACGGCUUGCCAACCAAUACAUGCAAGUGUGUGAGCCUUGGCAGGCCAUCAAGGGCUCUGAGCAGGACAAGGUGAGAGCUAGGACGUGUGUUGCAGUCUCCAGCAACAUCGCAUGUCUACUCACCGUCUUGCUGAAGCCCUACAUGCCCCAGACUUCGGAGGUUAUGGCUGCUCAGAUCAAUGCACCCAAGGACAUGUUUGUGUUGUCCGACCAUGUCUACCAAAUCCUUGCUCCAGGACAUCGCAUUGGAAAACCAGUCCCACUGUUUGCCAAGAUAGAGCCUUCUACAGUGGACAAACUCAAGAAAAGGUUUGCAGGGCGACAGCAGACACCACCUUCUGUGAAAAUACCCGCAGUGGACCCAACCAUUGAUUCUCUGGAAAAGAUGGAAGCAGCUGUGAAAAAACAGGCUGAUCUUGUAAGGACAAUGAAGGAAGGAGGGGCAGCCAAGGAUGAGUGGCAGCCUCACGUAGCUGUCUUGUUGGAAAUGAAGAAACAGUUGGAAGGCAUGAAACUUGCCACUUUGAAGGAAACUGUUCCAUCACCUAAUGGGAAAAUACAGACUUUGGAAGAGGAGAUUGCCACACAGGGAGAGAAAGUGCGGGUAUUAAAGCAAGGAGGCAAGCCCAAGUCAGAGUGGCAACCGGAGGUAGACAAGCUGCUGGCAAUGAAGAAAGAAUUAGCGGCACUGAAAGGUGAACCUGAUCCAACGAUCAAGAAGAAAAGCAAAAAAUGACAACUCAGCCCUUGAGAUCUAAAAGAGACCGAAAAUAGCCUUAUUGACAUGGAAGAAGUUCUGAGAAUUUUUAUCAAUAUGAAUACAGUUUUAUUUAUUUAUUUAAUUUUAUAGUUUUCUAAAUAUGUUGUUAUUGUUACUUUAUUCAAAGUAGAUAUUAUUUUACCACUGUUUGAAUUAAUUAAUUCUUUUGUGUGGAUAGUUUUUUUAUUACGAUUUUCAAAAAUAAUUUUAUUUGUAAUACGUUUAAAAUUUUGGUUGACGAACAAGAAGUACUUGCUUGGACAAUCUCCUGAUUGCUAGCUAAGCAAAAAGAGUUGUCUAUUAAACAAACGUAUACUCGCUAAGUGAUUUGGUAGCUGUCUAACCUUUAUAGGCCACUUUGUGGUUGACAUUCAAUAUACACCUUUUGCAAUAUGAAUUUAGUGUCUAUAUUGUAAACAUUUUUAUGAGGUGCUUACAUUUUUUCUUAAGACACACAAAACUGUUAUUAUCUAAAUUUACAUCAAGUGUAUACAGUACAAUUUGCUUUAGUUAUUUCAUAUUUAUAUUUCAUAAUAACAUGGGAACAGUACAUGGAAUAGCCAAGCAAUAAUUAAAAUAUAUUUGGCAUGGAGAAAUAAACUUACCUAGUGAUAUUAUAAAUAUAUGAGUAUGGAACAGCAAGUACUUCUUGUUCAUUGAUACAAAUGUGAUGUGAAGUUUGGCUAUUGUCAUCUGUAUAAAGUAAGUUUAUACACAUAAAGAAUUUUAAAACUA
This is a messenger RNA of Homalodisca vitripennis (glassy-winged sharpshooter), 3680 nucleotides long. Its product is annotated as methionine--tRNA ligase, cytoplasmic-like. Gene Ontology annotation, cellular component: cytosol; aminoacyl-tRNA synthetase multienzyme complex. NCBI's taxonomy places the organism in Eukaryota, Metazoa, Arthropoda, Insecta, Hemiptera, Cicadellidae. Gene Ontology annotation, biological process: methionyl-tRNA aminoacylation. The record is from RefSeq and is a predicted model, not a curated record. Gene Ontology annotation, molecular function: methionine-tRNA ligase activity; ATP binding.